GUUUUGUAGCGAUCGUUGCGGAAAAACUGCGUCGGAAAAUCAUAAUAUUGCGUGAAAAAAUAGUAUUGAUUGUAUCCGAUAUUGUGUAGUUCAUAGUGCAGUGUUUACUUCCUCAGCCUAACAAAUUCCUUGGCACUACAAGGCUGCGGCAAUAUUGAAUAAACAUGUUGAAUUCAUUUUUUCGAGGUCUCCUCGGGACUGAGGAGUCUCCUACAAAAGUCCUUGAAGUGCGAUCUGAUAACUACAUUUCGAGGCCUGUUCUGUACAGAAAAGAUUCUAUGAUAUUGUAUGCACCGAAAAUUCCGCCAGAUACCAAGAAUACUAAGGACAGAUUCUUCGAAAUCAUCCUACAUAAGCCAUUUACUGAGAGCUUGCAUACUAUGUACAGUUUGUUCCGAUCUGAGAAUAAAGAAAUAGCAGAAGAGAGGUUUAUUGUUUACAAAGAAAGGAUACCAGUAUACAUCACUGUGACUAAGGAAUGUACAGUGGCAGGUCUACAAAAACUCUGUGACACAUUGUCAGAGCACCAAUCAUGGACAAUAGCCCAUCUGGUGGCCCACAUCGGGCCACACGAGCUGUUUAAUGACCCUGAGGUACAGAAGCAUAUGGAUGACACAGACCCAGCUAAUGGAGCUACUCCUUUGAUGGUGGCAGUGAAGUCAUGCAACCUGCGCAUGGUACAAAGCUUGGUGUCGCUGAACUGUUCUUUAGACGUGGUCGACCUGGACGGCAAUACGGUGUUCCACUACGCGGCUGCUAGCAACAAGGAGAUUAUCAACGUGCUAGCCGGCAAAACAGCAGCAUCUCUGAAUGUGUUCAACAAGCAGGGUUACACGCCUCUUCACAUGGCGUGCCUGGCCAAUGCUCCAGACUGCGUACGCGCAUUAUUGAUGGCCGGCGCUGACGUCAAUCUUACAGCUGCGCAGCGGUCGGCCACUAGUAUACCAGGUAUCGUAGGCGAUCUGCUGCAAGACAACCAGCCAAAGCUCCACCAGCAAGAUAUGAAGCAUGGAGGCACGCCUCUCCACUGGGCCACAUCCAGGGAGGUCAUUGAACCUUUGGUCGACAAGAACUGUGACAUUAACGCUGUAAACUUCGAUGGCCGAACUGCCUUACACAUCAUGGCGCUGCGCGGAAGACUCGAUUGCGUCACAGCACUACUGUCUCGAGGCGCGGAACAUUCAAUAGGAGACAAGGAAGGAAAUACACCCCUACAUAUAGCUGUGAAACAAACGAAUAUACCAAUAGUACAAGCGCUGACUGUUUUCGGCGCGAAUUUGGAAGCCAAAAAUAAGGAGGGGCACACGCCAAGGCAUAGCGUGCCCAUUGAAAUGUCGAAUAGCAACUAUGACAAGAUCUUGUAUGUUCUUCACGCUGUUGGUGCCCAAAGAUGCCCUGGCGACAUGUACGGCUGCCGACCGGGUUGUUCUGCCCGAGGGGAGUACAACGGAGUGCCCCCUCCCCCCGUUGCCCGCGCGGCUGCCCGAAAAGUCAUAAAUGAUAUGUUGGCUGUGGCAGGCAUAGAGAAGGCGUCGGGAUUUGACGAGGAUAAGAAGUGUGGACGACUCCUCUGCCUAGACGGCGGUGGCAUCCGCGGUCUGGUCUUAGUUCAAGUGCUGUUAACCCUUGAAGAGUCGGUCGGGAGGCCCAUCGUAGAUUGUUUUGACUGGAUAGCGGGGACCAGUACGGGAGGAAUCCUGGCGUUGGCACUCGCCUGUGGGAAGACCUUACGGGAGUGCCAGAGACUGUACUUUAGGCUCAAAGAGAUUGCCUUUGUAGGAAUGAGGCCCUACCCGUCGGAUCCUUUGGAGAAUAUACUGAAGGAUUGUUUAGGUACUGAAACCGUGAUGUCAGAUAUUAAACACCCGAAGCUCAUGAUCUUAGCUGUCCUGGCUGACAGGAAGCCAGUUGACUUGCACAUCUUUAGGAACUACCAAUCGGCGCAGGAAAUCCUUGACGCGUACAAUGGAACAAACAGUCCCAGGGCAGAAGCAGGCGACCAAGUGUCAGUGGUGUCAUUACCAGUCCCGCCGCCGCCGUCCGAGCAGUUAGUUUGGCAAGCGGCCAGGGCCUCGGGCGCCGCGCCCUCUUACUUCAGGGCUUCGGGCAGGUACCUAGACGGUGGUCUCAUGGGCAACAACCCUACGCUGGACGCUUUGACAGAGCUAACGGAGUUGAGACUGGCUCUGAACGGCGUCGGUCAGUACGAGGAGGCGCGUGCGACCAACCUCAAGGUUGUGGUCUCUUGUGGCACUGGUCUAAUACCUGUCACGAAGUUGAAGGACAUCGACGUGUUCAAACCAGAAAGUCUAUGGGACACGGCGAGGCUCGCGUGGGGUCUCUCGGCCAUCGGUGGAUUGUUGGUUGAUCAGGCAACGCAAUCCGACGGCCGCGUCGUAGAGCGAGCGCGCGCUUGGUGCAGUUCACUCGGGGCUCCAUACUUCCGCUUCUCGCCACACAUGUCUGCCGACCUGGCCAUGGACGAGCGGGCCGACGACAAGCUGGUCACUAUGCUGUGGGAGGCCCAGGCUUAUAUGCGCGAGCACCGGGACGAGGUGCGCGAGCUUACGGCGCUGCUACGAGGGUAGUCAGAUGAAUACAAACAACAGUAGGUCCACUGCACACAAUAAUCUUGAAAGACUUAUUAGCAGGUCUGUAGAAGAAUGUCUGUCUGCGUGUUUUUCUUAGGUGAGUCAGCAAUUUUCCUGUGAUUUUAGACUUAUGAGUUUCUAAGUUCGUGCUAUUUUUUACUUAUGAACUAUGUUACUAUGAGAUGUGAGACCUAUAUGAACGAAUUAUUUAUUUAAUAAAAAAACUAUUUGGUUGGCAAAAGUUAAUUCGAUUGUAAACGACAAUUAUUUUGUAUUUAAAAUAAUUUUAUUACGUUAUAUCAAUGUCUAUGAUACUUGAAUUUGUUUAUUUACUUUUUAUUAGUAAACACAAUGUAACUUUACAGGGUCGGUAUAAGUAUAUGAAAUGGGUAGAAUACCAAAAUCUGUGACCGUAGUGUGUUAUUUAAUUUUAGUACAUAAUAUCACUGCUCACCGUUUCAGGUUUUAUCCAUAAUUUGGGUAAAAUAAACAUUAGGAAUAAGUAGUAGUUUGCCUAAUUAAAGGAUAUUUGUAUCGGACUUGCAACGAAAUUUAUAACCUGCUACGUAAUUAUCUCGAUAUCAUUAUUAUCUAGGUACAUAAUCUAUCUAUAUUCGGCGGGUUUCUUGCCGUUUUUUUUUUUUGGAAAUGAUAAAGAGUUUUUUAAAGUUUAAAAAGGAAAAAUUCAGAAAAUUUAUUUUUAUUCGGCAUUAUUUCAUUAAUCACGACACUUUGAGAUUCGUUACUGAAGAAAUAAUAACCAAUCUUUUUAUUCAAUUAUCCGACUAAAACAAAAAAACACUGUAUACUGUACUGCCGAUUAAUAGCCGAAUAUUCGUUGCAAGCCGUUUUAUUUAUUUCAUAAAUGGUGUGAUAAUACCCACCCAGUAACAGAUUGCAUUUGAGAGUCGGGCAUCAAAAAUUGCUAGGGAUGUACAAUUUUUCGAUAACUCGAUAUUCUAUAUUGAAGUGAAAUAGUUAAAGAAAUGAUGAGAGACGAAAGCAAGUGCCUGAUUUUGAACCACUCGUUACGUAAUGUAGAUUAAAGGAGAUUAAUUUUGCUUGUUCAUAGAUAUAUCAAUGAAAUGUACCGAUAUUUAGUUAUGUAUGUAGUUAAAAUGUCAGAUUGUUGUUGCUUGCUUAUCUUGAUUGUUGUUGGUAUUUUAGUUAACAAGGGUGUAGUUUGUUAGCUGUUUUAGUGUAUAAAUAUUUAGCUGUAGUAUGUAAUGUUUUACCGAAUGUAAGUACAAACUGCAUGGAUAAAGAAUUUGAACAAAUGACAGACGUGGGUGCUCUUCUGUGUCGUUUGUUAGUCAGACGGGCAGACGCAAAUAUUAGGUUUAUAUCUCGGUGAUGAUUUAUUGAUAUGCAGUUAUCGCUCACUAUCGAUACAAACUAAACUAUAUUAUCGAUAACAUAAACUCAACAAUGAUAUAGACGAUCAUAAAACUCAAUACUGCUGAUGAUCAAUACCUGUGACUGAAAUCACACACCAUUAAAAUAUAUCGUUUGUGUAAACGUAUAGAUAAUUCAAUAUCAUAUCGAGAAACGAAAUUUUGCUACUUCCACAACACUAGAUGAAAGCUGUAUUAUGCUUUUGUAUGCAUUUCUACAAAUUAAAAUGAUUAUUUAAAAAUAAUAAUUAAACAAAUAUAGUAUAAUCGAAUUCAGUUAAAGAACUAGUAUUUUUUACUUAAAUUAUGAUGAAUAGCUGUAAUAAAAACAUUUAAACAUAAUUCUUUAUCUACGCGGAUUGUCCAUAAUAAACGACUUAAUGUUAAAGAUAGUCUGAAAAAAAUCACAAAUAUACUAAUAGCUUUCUUUGUUAAAACAUUUAUUAUUAAAAUAUUUGUACACGAACAAAAUUAUGUAAGAGAAAACGAAAAUUAUUCGAGUAUUAAGAAAAUGCCUUUGUUGUUUGUUAACCCGUAAAAUCUAUCUUAGAUUAUGACAACAGUCGUCUUGUUUAGAUUAUUUACCAUAGUUCUGCAGUUAAACCGCAAAUGAGACGAUUGUCCAUUGUUGCAUAGUAAAAUAUACCAAUUGCAUAUUACUAGUCAAAGUGGUUUUACUUUAAUUUAAAAAAUAUUACGUGUUUCCGUUUUAGUACCUGACUGUACUAUACUAUUUCUGUUUUAUGUAUAAAUUAUGUAGUCAUGUCGUUUCAUCAUAAUGAAGUUAUUUUUUUAAAGAUCAAUAAUUUUCUUAUAAUUAAUUGUUAUAAUUUAAAGUACACAUGAAUGCAAAAUAAUGUAUGAUUUCAAUUGUUAAAAAUUGUUGAAGUUCGUCAAUUUAAUAAAUUGAAGGAAAUUACCUAAUGUAAGAUUAUUUCAAAAGAAAUAUGUAUCAAGAAUUUAUUUAUGUUGUGUAAAAUUAAACUAAAAAAUCUAUAAGAAGAAAUGAAAUAUUUCAGAACUAUCAACAGCUUUGACAUUUCUAUGUCAAAAUGCCCUUCACGAUUUGUCGUCCUACAUGGUAUUGGUAUAUUUCCCUUAUAAUUUCCAUUAUAACAAGGAAAUCUCUUCCCAUAGCAUUUUUACCGUGUAAUCCAAAUAAACGAUAAUAUGAAA
Molecule: messenger RNA, 5161 nt
Organism: Ostrinia nubilalis (European corn borer)
Lineage: Eukaryota; Metazoa; Arthropoda; Insecta; Lepidoptera; Crambidae
Gene: iPLA2-VIA
Product: 85/88 kDa calcium-independent phospholipase A2
Exons: 15
Coding region: 165-2588 (807 amino acids)
Biological process (GO): lipid metabolic process; positive regulation of ceramide biosynthetic process
Cellular component (GO): mitochondrion
Molecular function (GO): protein binding
Source: RefSeq, a predicted model, not a curated record